UCUACACUGUACAUCAAUGCCAGCAGUUUUAUUAUGGCAGAAGAUCCAGUAAUCAAAAAUGUUGGUGAAUGGGGAAAAUUUCAGUUGCUCUUCGUUAUUUACAUAUUUUUGUCGAAGUUCUCUGUAGCCCAACAUCAAAUUUCGAUAAUAUUUUUGGCACCAAAAACCGUAGACUUCAAAUGUGCAGGUGCAAAUGACUCGGACAUUGGCCAAUGUUUAGAAAAUUGCGAUGGAUAUGAAUACAAUACAGAAAUUUUUACUUCGACAAUCAUUACAGAAUGGGACUUGGUAUGUGAAAGAAGUAAUUUAGCGAAUGUUGCGCAAACUAUCACCAUGUUCGGCAUACUAUGUGGAAACAUGUUGGCAGGAUAUGUAUCGGAUAGAUUUGGCCGAAAAUAUCCACUUGCCACAUGUAUUUUACUACAAACUGUAGCAGGAAGCCUAGCAAGUAUUUCUCCCAAUUUCUAUGUCUUCUGUUUUUUGAAGUUUGUUUCAACCGUUGGAACUGGAGGACAAAUGGUAGUUAGUUUUGUAAUAAUGGUUGAGUGGCUGACACAAAAGAAAAGAGGAAUUCUCGGCGCAUUGUAUCAACUACCAUUUAAUUUGGGUCAUUUGUCUUUACCAGGGUUUUCGUACCUCUUCAGAGAUUGGAGAGUAUAUCAAUUUUCUUUUUCCAUUACUACGUUGCCCCUUAUAACAUACUACUGUUUCCUGCCAGAGUCCGCUAGAUGGUAUUUGACUAAAGGGAAGAAAGAUAAAGCCGUUAAAACUCUAACAAAAGCUACAAAAUGCAAUGGCAAUCCUACAGACACGAUUGAGGACGACUGUGAAAAAUUUAUAGCAGGUUAUGUUGGCGUAAAACGUGAAAACUUAACAGCUUUAUGUUCACACAAAAUUAUGGCCUUUUACACUGCAGGAAUAUGCUUUAAUUGGUUCAUUUGUGGAUUUUGCUACUUCGGUGUAUCCCAAUACGUUGGCACACUUGGGGGCAACAUAUUUGCAAACAACGCCAUAGCCGCCCUUCUUGGAAUACCAGGAACAAUAAUUGUCAUUUUCACUAGCAAUUCUUGGGGAAGAAAAGGAACAACUUUGGCCAUGAAUGCAUUUGCUGCUAUCCCUUUGAUCGUACUACUUGGAUGUCCAGAAGACCCCGAAUGGAUUCAGCCACUUUUUGCCUCCCUAUCCAUGUUUGGAAUAUUCGGGUUAUUUUGCAUUGCCUACAUCUUCGCUGGAGAGCUGUUCCCUACAACCGCAAGAAACGCUGGAUUGGGCUUGUGCUCACUUACAGCAAGAAUGGCUGCCAUGAUAGCACCUUACGUACAAAAUUUGUCAUCCUAUGAUCCUCGAAUACCAGCUGCUAUUUAUGCAGUUAUGCCUAUAAUAGGAUUUGUGGUCACCAUGUUCCUGCCUGAAACUUUGAACGCCGAACUACCCUCCAACGUCGAAGAGUCAGAGAACUUCAAAAGGAAGGGCUUAUUUAAAUAAUUAUACAUUCAUAUACUAUUAUAUCAUUAAAAAUCUGAUGUAAUUUGUUUACCAAGAAUUCAUAUUUUAUUACUA
Molecule: messenger RNA, 1560 nt
Organism: Aethina tumida (small hive beetle)
Lineage: Eukaryota; Metazoa; Arthropoda; Insecta; Coleoptera; Nitidulidae
Product: organic cation transporter protein
Exons: 1
Coding region: 34-1485 (483 amino acids)
Biological process (GO): transmembrane transport
Cellular component (GO): membrane
Molecular function (GO): transmembrane transporter activity
Source: RefSeq, a predicted model, not a curated record